GGCUGUCCUCAUGAUUAAGUUUGUCCAAGAUGACCACCCUCAUGAUUAAGUUUUCCAAGAUGCCUGUUCCCAUUAUAAAGCUUCUCUAAGAUGACUUUGGAGGAAUCUGUGCCAGAAAGCAUUCCAGCAAUUCGAUGGAACAAAUUGGAAGAACCUGGAUGUAGGAGGGACACAUUUACACAUCAGCAAACACGAGACAACAAACAUACCGGGAUCUGAUUGGCCACAUAUUAUGCAGUGGGCCGAGGCAUCGCCUGCCUACCUGAAGAGUCAAAUGGACAAAGAUGAAAGGGAAAGUGAGCGGGUGCUCAUUCGGUCCAAAAGGAGAUGGGUGCUGACUACGAUUGAAAUAGUGGAGGAGAGUCCUGGACCAUUUCCAAUGAAAAUCACAGAGUUGUUCAACGAUAAGCAAGGCCAGCACUCCCUCAGGUUCGGAAUCACAGGCCAUGGGGUGACGAAAGACCCAAAAGGUGCAUUAGGCAUCAAUGAACAUACCGGUGAAGUCUACAUGCACAUGCCAAUAGACCGGGAAAAAUAUCCCAUUUUCCAUGUGGAGUUCAAUGUGUUUGACGCCCACACCGGUGAAUCCCUUGACAAUACGUUGUCCUUUGACGUAGCCAUACAGGAUAUAAACGACAAUCGACCAGUGUUCACACCUGAGGUUUUACGUGUGCAAGUUCCAGAGAACAUAAAAGAAGGUAUGCUUCCUUUUUCUCUGCAAGCAAGCGACAAAGACGAGGCAGGCAAUGAUAAUUCGCGCAUAUCCAUGAACAUUAAGUUUCAAGAACCAGCAUGGCCAGUGUUCUCCCUAAAAUCCAUUGGGAACGUCAAUGACAGCACGAUCGGCAAGCUUCUCUUCACUGGAUGCUUCGAUUAUGACAAAGUAAGGUCGUUCAGGUUGCAUGUUGAAGCAGUGGAUCAUGGAGCUCCAUCACUAUCUUCUACUACGACUGUUACCAUCGAUAUCACAGACUCCAACACUCACUUGCCUGUGUUCGCUGCACCAGUGUUCAAUGCUCAGGUUAUGGAAAUGGAAACCAAUAAGGAGAUCUUAAGGAUUCCGGUGCGAGACCAGGACACUCCGAACACUCCAGGAUCCAGAGCAGUGUUCACUAUCCUGCAGGGGAAUGAGGAGGACAACUAUAAGAUUGAGACAGACCCAGUAACCAAUGAAGGAGUGUUGACUGUCAUUAAGGCAAAAGAUUACGAGAGAACGACUCUAACCGAGCUGAAAAUCGCCGUAGAGAAUGAAGAGCCGUUAUUCGUAUGUGUUGACGGAAAGCCGCUCAGUCCUGUACCGGAGUCUUUUAAACGAAACAGCACGGUCAAAGUCGUCGUCAAAGUCAUCGAUGUAAAUGACCCACCCGUGUUUAAGAAUACAAUCCAGAGGAUUUUCAGGGUUGAGGAGGAAGAUCCAGGAGUAGUGUUGCACACACCUAUAGUAAUAGAUGAGGAUACAGACCCAGAUAAAAUCAGGUACGAGAUGGUAGACGAUCCGGCUAAGUGGGUGUCCAUAAACCCAAAAACGGGCAACGUUACUCUGGUAAGGAAGAUGGACCGGGAGUCUCCUUAUGUCGUCAACAGCACCUACACUGUCGUGAUGCGAGCAACAGAUGACGGAGAACCUCCUGGCACAGGAACAGGAACUCUGGUGAUCCAUCUGGGAGACAUUAACGAUAAUGCUCCUCAUCUAACCUCCAAUAAUACAAUGAUGUGUGGCAACAAAGUUGACAGAGUAAGAGUCACUGCAGAGGAUGCUGAUGCUUUUCCUUUUAGUGGUCCCUUCACCUUCACCCUUGUUGAAGAUGAUCAGGAGCCGACGAGCCUGUGGAAGAUUGACCCGAGCACAGGGCCCGAAACCUCAUUGAUCAGCAAGACGAGUCUUCCAUUUGGGACGUACUCUGUUCCACUAAAGAUCGCAGACCAGCAGGGGGUGCUAACACAUAGUGUCUUGCAAGUGGUGGUGUGUGACUGUGGGAAAGGAGACGUGUGCCUAAACUUGCUACCUCGAUCAUUCAGCCUUCAUGGAGUAGCUGUAGGAAUCCUAUUGGGAGCCCUACUCUUGAUGGCCUUGCUGCUCUGCUUUUGUUUCUUCUGUGAAUGUAAAGAGAAAAAAAACUUCCAGCCUUACAUGCAAUUUGAUGGAAACCAAACCCUGAUUAAAUACAAUGAUGAAGGAAGAGGUUCGAGCUGCAAGGCUGAUCCAAUUUCUCCACCAUUUCUCCAGAGCACAUUUACGAGUAUUUCUUCCUUGAAGACUGAACAGAAGAUCCCCAGCGAUCAUAUUGGCAACACGAAGACGGCGAGUAUUCAGUUUUCACCGAUAUCCAGUGGAGUUAGAAGUACAAGUGAGUCAAGGAUCUUUUACAGCAUGUCAACGUCAAGGGUGAGAAACAGUAUGAACAGUUCAGAGAAUAUUCGGAGCGGGUUAAGCAGAUCCUUCAACUUUAACAUAGAACAACACCUCCAAAUGAAGCUCUCGAAACUUUCCAAGGACCAGCAGGACCUUCCCGAAUACCACCCACAUGAUUACAGCUCCGAAGGGCCCAACAGCAGCACCGUGUCACUGGACAAGCUCUCGUUCCACACCUCUGCAAGUCAUCUGGAGCUUACGCAGAAUUUGGGGCUGAGUUUUAACACUCUGAAUAACGUGUGUCGACAGGCACUGAAAGAGAAAAACAUUAAGAUAUAAUUUUUUUCUGUUUUCUCUAUACUUUAUUAUGAAGCGGUCCUCCUUCCUGUGUCUGUGUUUGGUGAAUGAUCUCAUGCAUCAUGGCUAGACACUGGAUUUUUGCAACUAACAUCAAGACAACAGAUUUUCUACAACAGACUUGUAAAUAAUAAUUUUGGUGCAAAGUUUGCUUUCUUUCCUGGCCAACAAUCUGAGGGUUUUUGGUUUUGACUUUAUAUUUUAAUAAAAAAUUUUCAACUCUG
Molecule: messenger RNA, 2934 nt
Organism: Silurus meridionalis
Lineage: Eukaryota; Metazoa; Chordata; Actinopteri; Siluriformes; Siluridae
Product: cadherin-like protein 26
Exons: 19
Coding region: 233-2692 (819 amino acids)
Biological process (GO): cell morphogenesis; cell-cell junction assembly; multicellular organism development
Cellular component (GO): plasma membrane; catenin complex; adherens junction
Molecular function (GO): calcium ion binding; cadherin binding
Source: RefSeq, a predicted model, not a curated record